UCAUUUCUUACCCACAAUAAUGGAGCAAGAAGCAACAGCAGAAAGCUCUGAGGUUUAGUCCCAUUUUACACACAGAAAAAGAUUUUUGGGUGACACACAAGCGCCUUGGCUCAGAGAUGUAAAAACCAAAAAAUGGCAAACAACGGGGAAAAUGGCGGAAGGCAAGGAAGUGAGGAUGAAAGUGAAGGAUGCAGCAGAGCUUUAGAGGAGCCUCACAGCCUCUCCUCGAUGGGCGCCACAUCCGUUAGCACGAGAAGAAACCUCUCUCGAGGGAUUGUGAUCCAGCUGACUGGGACAGAGGGGGAGUGGGACAGCCCGAAUGACAAUGAGCUCAUUUUCUCCCUUGAUCACAAUGAAGAUUACCCAUCUGUAUCACUCUCUAAGGAAAAACAACUUCACGGUGAAGAUGCCAAAGGAUUAAAUUCCCAAAGUUUCCACGUUCCUCUUUCUCCAUCAACUCCUGACUUGCUAGGAAAUGUCUCCACUACAGGACCCAGUUUCCUCUCCCCCAGCAUUUCCUCACCCAGCCCCCGUCCCCUGACGAGCCUGGUCAAGUCCCUCUCUACAGAACUUGAGUUGAAAGAGAGCUCCACUCUCAGACCCAAACCUUUCCUCAGCCUUGUGAAGUCCAUCUCCACAGAGCUCUCCCGCUCAGAACCAGAGGUGUCUCAGUCGAAAUCAGACUCUGGUCUCAACCUUCACCUUUGGAAGCAGCUGACGCAAACAAAGUCCCGGAGCAAUGGCGAUUCUCGUACUGCUCCACCGUCUCCUAGUUCAAUAUCCCCUUGCGGAGAGGGCCUGAAAGGAAACUUCUUCAAAAUGGAGCUGGAGGACACCAGAAGGAAGCUCUCAGAGGCCAUGCACGAGCCUCUAAGCAGCAUGUUCAGUAAGAUCAUGAGAGAAGAAAGCGGAGGCAGUCCCAAACACCACAGUAAGCCGCAAGUGGCUCACCAGAGCAGCUGCCGAAGUUUGGGGAGGGAGGGCAGCACAGAUACGGUUCUGUCAGAGUCUCCUGUGAGAAGUGCAAGAAAAAUGGAUGGGGAUCACUUUCCUGCCUUUGACUGGCCCUCGGUAAGGCACUUCACAAGGUUUCAUCGGAGCCCAUGCCCCAUGCAUUCCCACAGACGGCAUCACAGAGAAGAGGAGCUGGAAAUAUGCACGGAUGGUGACACGAUGCAGGUCUUCGCUGCUGAGACACUCAGGCAAAAAAGGACAUUUCCUGGUUCUCAAGCUGUAGCAUUCCCAGCUAAGAUUUCUGCUCCUCAACCAAUUCAGCCCCUGCCCCGAAUGACUUUAUUCUGUGUAGCAGUGAUGUCCUACGGUUACUUUAUCCUACCUCUUAGCCCAUACAUCUCUGGCCUGGCUCUGGGACUGGCACUGGGAUUUUUGUUUGGGCUGCUUCUUAUUCGAAUGGGUUCCUCCAAGUCUAGCUGCUCAGUGCCGGUUCACAGAUCAGCACAGCCACCAUUUGGUGAAAACAGUCUGUCAGGUGGUUUUAUCAGCACCGAGCCUGACACCCUCAAGGCCUGGAUGAAUGAGAUCCAUGAUUAUGACCCAGAAACCUGCCAUCCAGCUCUGACUCACUCCGUCUUUGCAACCCUGGAGGGGUCAUGCCUUCGUCUGGACUACCCACGCACUAAUAUCAGCCGCAAGGCCGCAUUUGAAGAGCGAGCCCAUGAAGCCACCUUCGUCAAGUCACACUGCUUUCAACUGGCAAAAAGCAAAGUAUUCCUGGUACCAUUKGGGUUGGCUCGGAAGAGGGUUUGGAACCCAAAGUAUCCCAUCUGCAUCCAGCUAGCUGCAGGGUGGGAACAUCCAGAAGGGGAAAGAGGAGGUCUGGCGGAGAACUUUGAAGACGACCUGGGAGCUGAACAAGCACAAACAGGCUCCAAACAGAACCAUGACCCUCCCACCAUGCUUUACCUCUUUGGCCGCACUGGGAGAGAGAAAGAAGAGUGGUUUCGUCACCUUCUGCUGGCAUCCGUGGACACAGAGGUGGAAAUGGAGAAGGACAGACAGAGACAUGGCAGAUGUGAGCCACAACUGGGGAACCCAGCAAAGAGCACCCAUGUCUCAAGAAGCAGGGGCCCCAGCCGAAUGGGCAGCACAGAAGAUGACGCUCCCCCCACACCUCCAUCUCACUGCAUCCCCCCAGCUCCUUCAAACACCACCAGAGCUCCUUCUGUACUGGAUUACCCCAGUUACAUGGCUCGAAUCCUGGCCACAGAAGAGGCAACACCCCUUGCCAGUCCCAGAGCUAGCAGUGCAGAGGCAAGCCCUACCAUUAAAGAACAUUGUACCUGUGAUCAAAUAAAGUACCUGGAGAAGAACCAAACUGCAUGGGUCAACGCUUUAAUUGGUCGAAUUUUCUGGGAUUUCCUGCGAGAGAAGCACUGGGCCGACAUCGUGUCCCACAAGAUUCAGAAGAAGCUCAGCAAAAUCAGACUGCCUUACUUUAUGAAUGAACUUACUCUGACUGAGUUGGACAUGGGCUGCUCUAUGCCGCAUAUCAUCGCUACCUCCCGACCAGAAGUGAACCACAAAGCUCCAAACCCGUUCUCGACGUGUUGGCAGACAGUGAUGAAGAGUCCUCCAGUGCAGCUUCAUCUGACGACGAAGAGCUGCUUCUCUCUGAGCCUCAUGGUUUGGUUGGGGAGAAAUGCUCCACAACAGCAACUGAAGGGGUGGGUGGAGGGAAGACUGGAAGGAAGAUUUUGAGAUUGGUGGACAAAAUCGCUAAAUCCAAGUACUUCCAGAGGGCUGCCGAGAACGAGUUCAUCAAGAAGAAGUUCGAAGAGAUGUCCAACACCCCCCUGCUGCUCACCGUGGAGGUCCGAGAGUUGUCGGGGACUCUGGCUGUCAACAUCCCGCCUCCGCCUACGGACAGGAUAUGGUACAGCUUCUGUGUGCCACCCAAGCUGGAUCUGCAUGUGUGUCCCAAGCUGGGGCAGAGGGAGGUGACGUUCUGCCACGUGACGGAGUGGAUUGAAAAAAAACUUCAGGAUGAGUUUCAGAAAGUGUUUGUGCUGCCAAACAUGGACGACAUCUACUUGCCCUUGAUGCAGUCGGCUGAGGUGAGCCAGACCCAAAGUCCCUCCACAGAGUGACUGCUCCCUCCAACGAGAGGAUUCAGCUGAAAAAUACCGUGGCAGAGUCCAGCUAGUGCCUCCCAGUCAAUGAGCAGGCAGCAAGUCUGGUUGAAAAAUGGGUCAUUAUAUGAAGUUGGACCUAACAUCUAAUGUUCAGGGCUGUAUUUGUUCAGAUGUUCUUUCUGAAAGAGAAGAAAAGUGAUACCUUUAGAAAAUGUUUAGACAUGAAUGAUCCCCAUGAGAUUUUAGUUAUUUAUCGUUUCAAUGUUUACAGCUUAAAGUGUUGUUUUUUGAUAUUAAUGAAGUGAACUUUAUUAAAUAAAGGAAAUAACAGAAAACUUCACUGGUUAUUCUUUUAGUGUCCAGUCACAGUCUGUUUGUUGGACAGAUUUAAACAAAACCGUCAGAAAGUCCACAUGAAACUCAGUCCAUUUUUGCAAACUUUGAGCUAGAAUUUGGUGGGGCAGUAGCUGAGGUUAGUUUCUGAACCUUUUUUGGAAACACCUAAAGUAACCAAAAGACACAACUUGGCGUCUUAAGACCUGUUAUAGUUAAAACCUGUCUUUUUUGUAAACUAUAGUGUAAAAAAACAAGUGGGAUUUUCAAAAUCAUAUUAUUUUUAAUUU
Messenger RNA from Austrofundulus limnaeus, 3715 nucleotides. It is a transcript of the gene tex2l, whose product is annotated as testis expressed 2, like. Gene Ontology annotation, cellular component: endoplasmic reticulum. Gene Ontology annotation, molecular function: lipid binding. The record is from RefSeq and is a predicted model, not a curated record. NCBI's taxonomy places the organism in Eukaryota, Metazoa, Chordata, Actinopteri, Cyprinodontiformes, Rivulidae.